AUGAUGAACUUCCGGCAGAGGAUGGGUUGGUUAAGCGUGGCUCUCUUCCUGCUGAUCAGUGCCAUGGCAACAUACUAUGUGUUUGAAGUUCCAGCAUUCAGUUUGGAGCAUGUGCAGAGAGGCAUUCCAACCUCCUCCCCUCCAUCCCCUACCUGGACUAAUCUGCCUUCUCUUCCUGUGUGGAUGUGGGUAUCUGUCUUUUUGCUACCCUACCUGCAGUUUUUCCUUUUCUUGUUUUCCUGCACAAGGGCAGACCCCCAAGCUGUUGGCUACUGCAUACUUCCUGUCUGUAUCUUCCUGUUCUGGAACCGCCGCAAACCAACCAAUCACAGGGUGGCAUCUGUGAUCGACACCUAGUGAAGAGCAGCCAUAGACCAGGACGUAAAACCUGGUGAUGCCACUUCAAGUGUGCCUUUAACAACUGAACAACUCUGAAUUUUAAGCUCGGUCUUCUACCCUGAUUGGACCAUCAUGACUUUCAAUCAGCAAGCCUAGACUUUGGUAAUAUGAAUUUAGAGAAACAUGGGCUUUUUAACUGAAAGAUUAACUGUUGUGGUGCUUACCUUUAGUGUAAUACCUGACAGGUUUCAGCAAAUCACAGAGUAUCCUUUGUGGUACUCUUUGACACAGUGUGGUUUCCAUGACAAUUUUAUUAUUGGGUCAAUAAAAGGAUUAAAACAG
Betta splendens (Siamese fighting fish) is the source of this 681-nucleotide messenger RNA. It is a transcript of the gene lyset, whose product is annotated as transmembrane protein 251. The coding region runs from base 1 to 357 and encodes 118 amino acids. Lineage: Eukaryota; Metazoa; Chordata; Actinopteri; Anabantiformes; Osphronemidae. The record is from RefSeq and is a predicted model, not a curated record. The transcript has a single exon.